Molecule: messenger RNA, 888 nt
Organism: Mycena indigotica
Lineage: Eukaryota; Fungi; Basidiomycota; Agaricomycetes; Agaricales; Mycenaceae
Product: DUF2263 domain-containing protein
Exons: 2
Coding region: 1-888 (295 amino acids)
Source: RefSeq, a predicted model, not a curated record
AUGUCAUUUUCAAGAGAGAAACUAAAGAGCAUCGCAGACACGACCCUAGCGGCGAUUUCUUCUGGACGGGUCGUAGUCAACCAGCUCGUUUAUCCGCUCGCUCCCAACAUCACUGAAUCAACUGAACACACUGCUUAUUACGCUCCAAACUCACUGUUAUCUACUUGGGAAACAAAUAGCCCAGCGCUUCCACCGCCAAGCCGGCCGUUCACUGUGAUUGAAAUACUAGAGACAACAACGCUCGAUGCCGCCCGCUCUGCGGGCACUUCUGGUCGCAAAAAACCUAUCGGUGUACUCAAUUUCGCAUCUGCAGAGCAACCAGGAGGUGGAUUCAUCAACGGGGCCAGCGCGCAAGAAGAGUCUCUUGCACGCAGCUCAACACUCUAUCCCUCACUCAUGACACCGACAGCGCAACAAUUCUAUACUCUCCAUUCUGCCGACGGAAAGGAUGGCUUCUACUCGCAUGCUAUGAUCUAUUCUCCACGAAUCGUCAUCUUUCGUCUUGACGAUGGCACAAUGGCCGUGCCUAUGGAAAUCGACGUGAUUACCAGUCCAGCAGUUCAUGCUGGGCUCAUCCGCAAAAAGGCGGUCUCUGGUCCUGGUCAUGCUAUCGAGGCCUCCAUCAUUUUCGCAAUGCGCGAGCGUAUGGCCCGUAUUCUCUUCCUGUUUGAGCGACGUCAGGUUCGCAACAUUGUACUGGGUAGCUUUGGCACUGGAGUCUUUCAAAAUUCGGUCGAAGCCGUUGCUGGUAUCUGGGCAGAGCUUCUGGGGACCCCACGGGCCCGUUUUGGUCGCUCCUUUGACUAUGUCGCAUUUGCAAUCGUGGACAACGACACCUUUUCUCACUUCAAGGACAGUUUUGAACGCGCUGCUGCCAUGUCUCACUGA